Westerdykella ornata is the source of this 1662-nucleotide messenger RNA. Its product is annotated as cytochrome P450. The transcript is spliced from 4 exons. The record is from RefSeq and is a predicted model, not a curated record. Lineage: Eukaryota; Fungi; Ascomycota; Dothideomycetes; Pleosporales; Sporormiaceae. Bases 1 to 1662 code for a protein of 553 amino acids. Gene Ontology annotation, molecular function: heme binding; iron ion binding; monooxygenase activity.
AUGUUCUCCAUCCGAGUCUGGGAGGUGAGAGGAUGGGGAGCCGCUACAUUCCGGACAGUUCUCGCCUACGUUUUUGACCCUUGCGGUUACUCUCCUUCAAGUCCCACGUACUUUCCAAAUACGCUCCCGUUGGCGACGGAUCGUGCCAAAAUAGGAAAGUUACACCUGUGCGACGCAACUCGUGUCUGUUGGGCCAUCGGACUCGGGAUUUACCGCCUAUUCUUUCACCCUCUGGCAAAGUUUCCGGGACCUAAGUUAGCCGCAGCCACGCGGCUCUAUGAGGCUUACUACGAUGUUGCAAAGAACGGGCAAUACACCUUCAAAAUUGCGCAGCUGCACUCAAAGUACGGACCGAUUGUCCGCAUUAGCCCUCACGAACUACACAUCAAUGACCCUAGUUUCUACGAAAAGCUCUACCGUCAAGAUGGACGCUGGGACAAGUAUUCCUGGAGUUACGAUGCCUUCUCCGCUCCCUACUCUUCAAUCUGCACCGCGGACCACGAGCUACAUAAACGACGUAGAGCGGCUGUGAGCCCCUUCUUUUCAAGAGCGCAAGUUUCAAAGCGACAGCAUAUCAUCAAAGCCGCGGUAGACAAGUUGUGCGCCCGCAUUUCUGAAUAUGCGGAUUCGGGAUUCGCGAUGAACUUAGGGACUGCUAUUAGCGCCCUUACUGGAGAUGUGGCCACCGUGUACAUCGUCGGCAAGAGCUACAACAAUCUUGACCGUCAAGAUUUCAACAUGGCGAUGACGAAUGUACUUCGAAGCUCUGGGGCUAUUUGGCGCGUUACCAAGCAUAUCCGUUGGCUAGGACCUACUUUGAAAGCUCUUCCAAUGUCGUUCAUUGAAAAGUGCGGGGAUGACGGGGCCAGAGCAUUUCUGGCCUUUCUAAAGGAGGUAACGCAGAUCACAAAGGACAAUAUCUCGAGCCACGUCUCCAAAGAGUUGGAUGCAAGUGAAGAUCGUACCCUAAUACACUGCAUAUCGCGAUCCCAUCUCCCUCUGAAAGAAAAGUCCUUUGACCGCAUUAACGACGAAGUUAGCACGAUUAUGGGUGCCGCGCUUGAAACGACGGCGCAGACGCUGCGGGUGAUACUUUACUACAUCUACACGGAUAAAGAGAUACUACACAAGUUGAGGGCAGAACUAUCAAGCGCAAGUCUAACACAGGCUGACGGUCUUUAUUUGAGAGAGCUCGAGCAGCUGCCAUACUUAACGGCAGUGCUAAUGGAAGGCCUCCGUCUUAGCCCCGGCCUUGCCACGCGCAUGGCUAGGAUUGCUCCUGAUAGGUCCAUAUAUUACGAACAAUGGAAAAUCCCUGCCGGAACACCAGUAGGGAUGACCACACUGUUGAUACACACGGAUGAGCGUGCGUAUUCUCAACCUAAGCGCUUCGAUCCAGAAAGGUGGAUGGACCCAAACGCCAGGAAGAAAGCCGAUAAGACAUUUGCUCCGUUCUCAAGAGGGACAAGGAUAUGUCUUGGUAUGCAUCUGGCUUGGGCUGAACUCUACAUGACAACCGCAGCGCUCGUGCAGCGCUUCGACUUUGUACUGGAAGGCGCCGGCCCGAAGGAUGUGGAGUGUGUUUCUGAUCAAUUCAUCAUCGGGACCGAAGAUCAAAGCGGCAUAAAGGCCUUUGUGUCGGAACACGAGGCGCAACGUUGA